CUCGGUAUCUCGCUCUCUGAUAGUUAACCUCUGCCAGCGACUUGUGUGUGGUAUUUGCUUUCUUUUUCAGUAUUUUAACUCCUGUAUCAGGCAAUUAAGCAAGGUUGAUCUUGAUAAACUUGAGCGCAGAGGCGUCCUCGACAUGUCGACAUUCCGGAUACCGGCCGAGGCACUGGACGAUGUCUCCAAUGACGCCCGUCGACUAGACGAAGAGUCUUCGUCCGGGGAUGAGGACGAGGACGACACUUGGGAAGACUGGGUGGAAGGCUCUAUGGAAAAGCAGCCUUGCAAGUCGUUAUUCGACGAUGCCACACUUCCUUCCGUCGCGGAGGCAUUAGAGCACGACAGGAAGACUCACGGCUUUGAUCUGAGCGGGGUGUAUUCACGAUUGGCCCUGGAUACACAUCAGCGGAUACGCUUGAUAAACUGGAUUCGCAAGGAGGCAAGUAAUAACCGCAUCCGGACCCCAUCCCCCGCGAAUGUCAAGGUAUUAACAGGCAAGGAGGACUUCCUGCGUGAAGACAAAUAUCUAAUACCAGUGAUCGAAGAUGACCCUCUAUUGCGUGAGCCCGGCCUGGACGACUGGUCGGAUGAUGAGGAGAUCGUAAAUGACCAGCAAGCACCUUCUGACCUCUCGCAGGCAAUGCGUAAGAUUCGCGCGCUCGAAAAUGCUCUACACAAAUCCCAACAAGACUUGGCCGACUAUCGCUCGUUUGUCGGUGACCGCUUAAACCUGGCGGGCCUCGCAGAAGCUCUUCAGGAGUCAACUGCGUCGCCAUCGACAGAAGCUCAGCCAGCUCGUGAUGAUGACUCGCAUUACUUCCAGAGUUAUGACGAGAACGAUAUCCACGCCGUCAUGAUCAAGGAUAAGGUCCGGACAGCAACCUACGCUUCCUUCAUCCUUAGGACGCCAGAUCUCUUCCGCGACGCGGUUGUCCUUGACAUCGGCUGUGGGACUGGUAUUCUGUCACUCCUCGCCGCACGCGCAGGUGCGAAGCGUGUUUUCGCUGUCGAUGCAAGUGACAUUGCCGAGAGGGCAGAGCAAAUUGUGAAAGCUAACGGCUUGGGCCAUGUCAUUACCGUCAUCCGCGGCAAGGUCGAGAACAUCCAGCUUCCAGAUAAUGUGCAGCAGGUCGACAUCAUUGUUUCUGAGUGGAUGGGCUACGCCCUGCUGUACGAGUCCAUGCUGGACUCGGUGCUACACGCUCGAGAUCGCUUCCUCAGGCCUGGAGGUGUCAUGGCGCCCAGCGAGUCGCGCAUGAUGCUCGGUCUGUGUGAAGCGGGAGAUAUCUUCAAAGAUCGCAUCGAUUUCUGGAGUGAUAUCUACGGUUUUGAUCUGUCGGCAAUGACGAAUGAUGUUUAUGAGGACGCGAUCGUUGACAUUGUGGGCCCGGAGACGCUCGUCAGCGAGCCUGUGAGCGUGAAGGAUCUCUUCCUCCGCGAUGUGACCGCGCGGCAGCUUGAGUUUACGUCGCCGUUCAGGCUCGUCGCCACAUGCGACCAGCGCCAGAAGGUCCACGCGCUCGUGCUCUACUUCGACACGUUCUUUACCGAGGACGGUGGCCCCGUGCCCGAGGGCACCGAAGUGCACAUCGUGGGCGAGGGCGAUUCGAUCCUCGCAGAAGUCUGGCAGGGUCUCAAGCCGCACGUUCCGAAGGUCAGGAGCUUCAGCACGGGUCCGCUAUCUGUCCCGACACACUGGAAGCAGACGCUGUUCCUGCUCCGGGAACCAAUUGUCGUUGAAGAAGGCACCAUCGUCGAGGGUGUCUUCAAGUGCCACAAGAGCGAGGACAAUAUGCGGGAGCUCGACGUCGAGAUCCACUAUCGUGUCACGCCUACCGGCGAGAACGAGAAGCCAAGCGAAGUCAUCGUUCAGACUUUCAAGGUUCGGUAGACGACCGUUGAUUUCAUACAAAGGAGGAUGUACCUGUAUUGUUAUCAUUGAAUAUCUAUCAAUAUCCGAUC
Molecule: messenger RNA, 1965 nt
Organism: Phanerochaete carnosa HHB-10118-sp
Lineage: Eukaryota; Fungi; Basidiomycota; Agaricomycetes; Polyporales; Phanerochaetaceae
Exons: 12
Coding region: 143-1894 (583 amino acids)
Biological process (GO): peptidyl-arginine methylation
Cellular component (GO): nucleus
Molecular function (GO): protein-arginine N-methyltransferase activity
Source: RefSeq, a predicted model, not a curated record